AUGUUCCGUCCUCGUCUUCCACUCACUCCCCAGCGAAUCACCCAACUCCUCACCCACCCCGCCAAAAUGUCCGACUGGAGCGCAACCCAAUACCUCAAAUUCGCCGACGAGCGCGCCAUCCCCACCCAAGAUCUACUAUCACAUAUCCCAUUGCAAUCUCCCUCCCACAUCGUCGAUCUUGGCUGCGGCCCCGGAAAUUCCACCUCCAUGCUUUCCGCCCGCUACCCAUCCUGCCCGAGCAUCGCCGGCAUCGACUCCUCCCCAAACAUGAUCGCUCGCGCCAAGGCGUCGUCUACAUCGACACCAAACACCACCUUCGCCGUCGCCGACGUGGAAUCUUACUCUCCCCCACCAGACCACCCCGUAGAUCUCUUCUUCUCCAAUGCCGUCCUCCACUGGCUUCCCCGCUCUACUCGACUCCCUACUAUCCGCAGACUCCUACUGACCCUUCCCCCGGGCGGCGUCUUCGCCUUCCAGGUCCCGGAUACCUUGAACCUGCCAUCGCAUACUUCCAUGCGGGAGGUCGCGAGGACGGGACCCUGGGCGGACCAUUUACGGAGUACGCUUGUGGAGAGGGAUGGGUUGGAUUCCCCUGAGGAGAUUUAUGAUGCCUUGGUGGAUGUUUGUGAGAACCUGAGGAUCUGGGAGUCGGUGUAUUAUCACUCCCUCGGCGAUUGGGCGGACAUUGUCGAGUGGGUGAAGGGGACGGGGUUGAGGCCGUAUUUAGACGGGUUGAGGGGGGAGGAGGAACGGAGGGAGUUUUUGAGGGUGUAUGAGGGAUUGUUGAGGGAGAGGUAUGAGAAGAGGGCUGAUGGGAGGCUAGUGGGACAGAAUGUAGUAUGCUAUGGUCAUAUUAUACAAGCUUCCUGUGUAUAUGGCUGGCAUGCAUGCUGGUAUAAUUCUGAAGUUUAUACGGAGGAGUUCGCAUGUAGAAUAGAUCGUCAGGUCUAUGUAAGCCGUCAUGCAGAUACAUAG
Molecule: messenger RNA, 975 nt
Organism: Aspergillus costaricaensis CBS 115574
Lineage: Eukaryota; Fungi; Ascomycota; Eurotiomycetes; Eurotiales; Aspergillaceae
Product: trans-aconitate 2-methyltransferase
Exons: 2
Coding region: 1-975 (324 amino acids)
Molecular function (GO): trans-aconitate 2-methyltransferase activity
Source: RefSeq, a predicted model, not a curated record